GAACCGGCCGGGUAGUUGUAAUCUUCUAAACUGCCUCAAUUCUCCCAUUACACAAGAGUCAAUCUACCUCCAUCUUACAAGCCCUUAAUUACAUCCCAAUAAUCUUCUCAUCCCUAACCUAGAACCAACCCAAAACCACUCUGCAAAGACCAGAAAGAAAAAAAAAAAAAAAAAAAAACCCAGAAAAAAAACGCUGAUGGAGUCUGUUGUUUCUGAGCUAGAAGGGACUCUCCUCAAGGACCCAGAUUCCUUCUCCUACUUCAUGCUGGUUGCUUUCGAGGCCUCGGGGCUCAUUCGCUUCUUCUUAUUGCUGAGCCUUUGGCCUGCGAUUCGCCUGCUCGAAGCGUUCGGGAUGAGGGACGCCGGCCUGAAGCUGGCCGUGUUCGUCGCCACCGCCGGGCUGAGAAUUUCGGAGAUCGAGUCGGUGGCGAGAGCGGUGCUGCCUAAGUUUUACAUGGACGACGUUGACAUGGAGGCUUGGAGGGGUUUUAGCUCGUUUGAGAAGAGGGUUGUGGUGAGCAAGAUGCCCAGGGUUAUGGUGGAGAGGUUCGUCAAGGAGCAUCUCCGGGCUGACGAUGUCGUCGGGACGGAACUUGCAGUAAAUCGGUUCGGAUUUGCCACCGGUUUUGUUGAUGACGACGUUGGUUCCAUCUCCGGCCGCGUCGCUAAGCUGUUUGGCGAUGAACAGCCGACCUUGGGACUGGCACGCCCAGCCGAAGACGGUUCUUCGUUCUUAUCUCUAUGCAAGGAACAAUCUCGCCCACCAUUCAUCAACAACCAGAAGAACGACCACCACCUCGUCCGCCCGCUGCCGGUGAUCUUCCACGACGGCCGCCUGGUGAAGCGGCCGACGCCGUCAACGGCGCUUUUGAUCAUCCUAUGGCUCCCUCUCGGCAUCGUAGUUGCAGCGAUCCGAAUUCUCGUCGGCCUGGUGUUGCCAAUGUGGGCCAUCCCCUACGUCUGCGGAAUAUUCGGCGGCAACGUCGUCGUAAGAGGAAAGCCGCCGCCGCCGCCGGACUCUCGCUCAGGCUCCGGCGUCCUCUUCGUCUGCACGCACCGAACACUGAUGGACCCCGUCGUCCUCUCCGCCGUCCUCCAACGCCGAGUCCCGGCGGUGACAUACUCCAUCUCCCGAAUCUCCGAAAUCCUCUCUCCGAUCCCCACCGUCCGGCUAACCCGAGUCCGGCACGUCGACGCCGAGAAGAUCAAGCGGGAGCUCUCGAAAGGAGACCUCGUGGUCUGCCCGGAAGGAACAACUUGCCGGGAGCCGUUUCUCUUGAGGUUCAGUGCCCUCUUCGCCGAACUAACCGAUCGGAUAGUGCCGGUCGCCAUGAAUUACAGAGUGGGGCUUUUCCACCCGACUACGGCGAGGGGCUGGAAGGGUCUGGACCCGAUCUUCUUCUUCAUGAACCCUAGGCCGGUCUACGAAGUCACUUUCCUGAACCAGUUGCCGCACGAAGCAACAUGCUCGUCGGGUAAAAGUCCGCACGACGUUGCCAACUACGUGCAGAGGCUCUUGGCUGCAACUCUAGGGUUUGAGUGCACGAACUUUACGAGGAAAGAUAAGUACAGGGUUCUGGCAGGAAACGAUGGAACUGUGCCUUGCCCAAAUUCGAACGCCGGGAGAAUCAAGAAAGCGGUGAUCAGUGGGUUGGAGAAGGUGGUGAGUGCUUUCGAGCCUUUCAUUCACUGAUAAAAAAAUCUUGCUAUUUCACAACUACUAUACGUACGUACUCUUCAUCACUACCAUCUGCACCUUUCUUCUUCUUCUUCUUCUUCUAUAUUCUUUUAUUUUUGUUUUUUUCUUUCUGAAACUAGAAAGUGUGGAAUAAUUAAUGUACGUACUGUGAGUACUAUUUAAGCUGCAGGGUGAUUAUUAUUAUUAU
Molecule: messenger RNA, 1886 nt
Organism: Diospyros lotus (date-plum)
Lineage: Eukaryota; Viridiplantae; Streptophyta; Magnoliopsida; Ericales; Ebenaceae
Product: glycerol-3-phosphate acyltransferase 5-like
Exons: 2
Coding region: 197-1693 (498 amino acids)
Biological process (GO): cutin biosynthetic process
Cellular component (GO): membrane
Molecular function (GO): glycerol-3-phosphate 2-O-acyltransferase activity; phosphatase activity
Source: RefSeq, a predicted model, not a curated record